AUGGGCUCCGUUCCAAUCUCCUCAAAAACCCUUCGGAUAGGCGUAGAUGUCGGCGGGACGAAUACAGACGGCGUAAUCCUCGAUCCAUCUCGAGCUUCAGAACCAGAAAAAGGCAUCAUAGCAUGGCACAAGUCCCCAACAACUCCAAACCCUAGUGCGGGCAUUAUUUCAGCCAUCCAAACCAUGUUUACCAGCGCUUCCGUAUCACCUGAUUCGAUUGCAUCCGUCACAAUCGGAACCACCCACUUCGUCAACGCAGUCGUCACCCGCGACUCCACCCGCCUCUCAAGCGUCGCGGUUCUCCGUCUCUGUGGGCCCUUCUCCAAACACGCACCCCCUUGCGUCGACUGGCCCGCUGAUAUGCGCCGUCUAAUCCUGGGCUACUAUGCCCUCGUCAAAGGCGGACUUGAAGUCGAUGGCAAUCUAAUCAGCGCCCUCGACGAAGCCGAGAUCAGGCGCGAAUGCGCCAUCAUCAAAUCGAAAGGCAUCAAAAGCGUCGUUGUCAACGGCGUUUUCAGCCCCAUCGACACGAUAGAGAAGCAAGAAGAGCGCGCCGCCGCCAUCAUCCGCGAGGAGAUUCAAGGUGUGGACGUCGUGCUGAGCGCCGAAGUGGCGAAUCUGGGGUUUCUAGAGCGCGAGAACGCGGCGAUUUUGAAUGCGAGCAUUUUGGCAUUUGCCAAGAAGACAAUCAGGAGUUUCCAGGAGCCGAUUCACAAGCUGGGGCUGAAAUGCCCAGUUUUCAUUACGCAGAAUGAUGGGACCCUUUUAAGUGGUGAUGCCGCGGCGAGGCUGCCGAUUAGGACCUUCUCUAGUGGGCCGACGAAUAGCAUGAGAGGCGCGGCGUUUCUGGUGGGGAGUGAGAUUAAGGAGGCUAUGAUGGUGGUUGAUGUAGGUGGAACGACAACGGAUGUCGGUUUGCUGCUAGCAAACGGCUUUCCACGACAGCAAGCUGCCUAUAGUGAGCUGUCUGGCGUGAGAAUGAACUUCUCUUGUCCUGACGUGAAGAGUGUAGGUCUAGGUGGUGGUUCCCUCGUCCGAACCAUUGCAGGAAAAAUGACUGUCGGCCCAGAGUCAGUCGGGUACAAACUACCAGACAAGGCACUUGUAUUUGGCGGCGACGUACAUACAGCCACGGACUACACCGUUGCUUCAGAUCCGUCGCUUGGCAUAGGCAAUGCUUCGCUAGUGGCAAAGAUUACAGCAUCAGAAGCCGCGGAGUAUAAGGCCACUGUAAAUAAAAUGCUAGAAAAGGUCAUCGACACAAUGAAGACGUCUCCCGAAGACCUCCCAGUCCUUCUGGUAGGAGGAGGAGCUGUCAUUGCGCCAGAUACUUUGCUGGGCGCCAGUCAAGUCCUCAAACCAAAGUGGUCUGGGGUAGCCAAUGCGAUUGGCGCCGCCAUGGCUCGAGUGAGUGCAGUCAUUGACACUGUAAAGUCUACCGAAACAAAGAACACGAAGCAAUUGCUGGAGGAGAUCUCAGCCGAGGCCGUAGGAAAGACGGUAGAAGCUGGCGCAAUUCGAGAGUCUGUGAAGAUCGUCGAGGUGGAAACCCUGCCGCUGCAGUAUAUUGCGCAUAAAACACGAUUCAUAAUUCGAGCAGCUGGAGACUUCGAUUUCUCUCGCGCUAGUGACUUUGAGCAUCUUCAUAUACCAGGGAGCGAAGAGGCGGAUGACGAGAUGAAAGAAUUCAACCAAGCGUCGAAAGAGAAAACAGAAAACGAGGUAGAGAGCGUUGUUAAAGAGGAGGAAAUUGAGGCCUACAAACCACGAGUUGAGAACCGGACCUGGUACAUAAGCGAAACUGAUUUGAGCUGGAUCACAAUUGGCUGCUACAUCCUCGGAACGGGCGGAGGAGGUAGUCCAUAUUCCAGCAUGCUUCGGAUGCGCAGUAUAUUGCGGGCAGGUGGUGUCAUAAAAGUGACCAAUCCGUAUGACCUGAAAGACGAUGAUCUGAUCGGCUGCGGAGGAGGUGCUGGGUCGCCAACCGUUGGAAUUGAGAAGCUGCAAGGUGAUGAAAUGUUACAGGCACAAGAGGAACUCUACGCCCUCUUCAAAGGGGGUCGAGCAACCCACAUGAUCGCGCUCGAAAUCGGCGGCGGUAACGGCCUCCAAGGUAUGAUUCUCGGCGCCAGCACGAACAUGGACAUCCCGACCGUGGAUGGCGACUGGAUGGGUCGUGCCUAUCCCACCAAGUGGCAGACUACGCCGGUGGUCUUCGAUGAACGACAGCCCGUCUUCUGCCCAAUCGUUAUGACAGACGGCAAUGGGAACGUCGUGUACAUGCCGAAAGCCAAGAGUGACCUCACCGUGGAAAAGGUAUUCCGAGCAGGCCUUGCGCAAUUGGGCUCGCACGUUGGUUGCGCGGAAGGUCCUGUGACUGGGGCAGAGACGAAGAGGUGGGUAGUCGAGCACACCAUAUCCUUAUCCUGGAGAAUCGGGCGUGCGGUCGCCAAAGCGCGAAAGAAUAAUCGCAUCGACAAUGUAGCAGAAUCAAUUAUCGACGAAGUGGGAGGACCUGAAACCGCACAGGUUCUCUUCAAAGGCAAGAUUGUAGGGGUCGAGAGGACUCUGCGAAUGGGCCACGUCUAUGGCGAAGUCAUCAUCGAAGGUGCUGAUAUCAGCGAUGGAGGUGCGGACAAAGCAUCGGAGUUCUCUGGGAAGAUCAAGAUCCCGUUUAAGAAUGAGAACAUUGCUGCCAUGAAAAUGAAUGAGGAUGGGAGCGAAGACGUGCUCGCAACCGUCCCAGACCUUAUUGCAGUCAUCGAUGCUCAGAAUGGGGAGGCUAUCGGGACGCCUGAGUAUAGGUAUGGUCUACUGGUGACCGUUCUGGGGAUCACAGCGUCAGAUAGAUGGACAUCCACGCCUCGCGGGAUUGAGAUUGGCGGUCCGAAAGGAUUUGGGCUCGAUCAUUUGGAGUAUAAGCCUAUAGGAAAGUUUGUCAAGCCGAAGAGUGUUAUUGAUGAGUAUUCGGUAGACUCAUAGAGGUAAUCACGGUAGGUAAUCCGGUGCCUGGGAACACACAUAUACAUCAAAGAUAUAUUUCUCCGUAUGUAUGCAUUAGAGCGAUUUAAGAUGUCCAGUAGUAAGGCC
This is a messenger RNA of Mytilinidion resinicola, 3090 nucleotides long. RefSeq names its product DUF917-domain-containing protein. The transcript is spliced from 5 exons. Bases 1 to 2982 code for a protein of 993 amino acids. Gene Ontology annotation, molecular function: 5-oxoprolinase (ATP-hydrolyzing) activity. Lineage: Eukaryota; Fungi; Ascomycota; Dothideomycetes; Mytilinidiales; Mytilinidiaceae. The record is from RefSeq and is a predicted model, not a curated record. Gene Ontology annotation, biological process: glutathione metabolic process. Gene Ontology annotation, cellular component: cytosol.